Messenger RNA from Acipenser ruthenus (sterlet), 2027 nucleotides. Its product is annotated as heme-binding protein 2-like. The coding region runs from base 237 to 791 and encodes 184 amino acids. The transcript is spliced from 4 exons. NCBI's taxonomy places the organism in Eukaryota, Metazoa, Chordata, Actinopteri, Acipenseriformes, Acipenseridae. Gene Ontology annotation, cellular component: cytoplasm. The record is from RefSeq and is a predicted model, not a curated record.
ACGUAAUUGUAAGUGACUCUGCAGCUGAUGCAUAGUUCACACACCCUAGUGUCUGUAAGUCGCCUUGGAUAAAGACGUCUGCUAAAUAAACAAAUAAUAAUACGGUAAACAUUGUUAGCGGCACCUGCUGUACGUGUAUUGUACAUGUUCUUGUGCAAAACCCUUGAAAGCAUUCUCUCACUAAGAUUUUCUUCAGUUAAUAUUCAUUUAUUUCUUUUUUGACUCCGUAGUCAGCUAUGAGUAAAUCAGUUAAAGAAGUGUUCUUGUCAAGGGGACUGGAUUUUCCCAAAUUCGACACUGUUGAUUCAGAGUCUGCUGACUAUGAAGAGCGCCACUAUGAGGCAGCAAAGUGGGUGAGCACUGUUGUCACAGCAAAUGAAGAGAAUGAAGCAGCCAAGAAAGGCUUCUGGAAACUAUUUAACUAUAUACAAGGGAAGAAUGAAAAAGGGACUAAAAUCGAGAUGACCAUUCCUGUUCUAAAACUGGUAACACAUGGAAGCACCAGCUACACGGUUUCUUUUUUUGUCCCAUUUCUGCACCAGAGCAGCCCCCUCGCCCCCUCUGAAGAGGAAGUCAUCAUUGAGGAGAAGGGGGAGAUGACGGUGUUUGUCAGGUGUUUUGGGGGCUUUGUCAGAGGGGAUAAGAACUCAGGGGAGGCCAGACUACUGGCAGAGAGCCUGAAACGAGACGGGAAGUCAUUCCAAGAAGACUUCUAUUACACCGCUGGUUACGACAGCCCCUUCAAACUGCUCAACAGGCACAAUGAAGUGUGGUACCUGAAGAAAAACUGAGGGGUUAUCUGAUGCACCAGUCCUCCCACCUACCUCGAGAGGAUGCCAAAUCCCAGCAUCGUUCUACAUCGUUCUGAAACAGGACCCUGUUCAUAAAUCUUUUAAAAAGUCCUUAAAGUUUUGUGAGCAUUUUGCCUGCACAGAGAGCUUAUGUUCUUGGAAGUUGAAGGGUGAUGGGGAGGACUGAAGUUGCCUGUUCCUCUCCCAAACUCCCAACUCUGCACUGUGAGGGCAAUUAUAAAAGCUUUUUUUUUUUACUGAAAUGCUAUUUGUUAUAUGAUUGUAAAGUAAAAUGCUUUCCCCUAGGCCUUUUAAAGGUUCUAAAACAUAGUGUCAUUUAGAAUGAUGACAAUUAUGCACUGUGUCCAUUGGUUUCACAUGCUCUACAUGGUGAAAAUAAUACCUGUCUUGAAUAAUUACAUUAAUAUAGCAGCCUAGCCUCAAAUUGUCAGAUUGCCUUUAGAUUAAUAAAGUAUGUUUGUGCAAUUGUAUACUUUUAAGAAGGAUGUCACAAAAGCUGACCAGCAGCCAAUAUCUGGCAAUGCCUAAAAUACUUUAACACACUACAACAAUACAACAAGUAAACAUUUGUGUUGCUUUUUUUAGAAAUUACACAUAAAAACGAGUUACUAACUGAAUGUACUAAUAGUUUACUUAUGUGUUUAAAAAAUGAGUUGUGAUAUGUAUUGUUGCAUUAAUAUCUAUAAUUAAUUCAGUUGAGCCGAUUUUUUAAAGGCAGUUUUCUUUUGAACACUGAUAUUAGCUAUUCCAUUGGGAUUCAUGAGUUUGUGGUCAUGACUGAGCUUUGCCUAAGCACUGCCAAAAGGCACGUUUUACAAACUAACCACAUUUAGGAAAAACCAUUGUUUCAGCUUUGUAAAGUGAAUGUUUCUUUUGUUCUUUUUUUUAUUUGCCCUGCUUCUUUUUCACAACAUAACUAAAGCUCUUUUUUUCAUUUUGUUAUUAAAUAAACAAAUUAUGUUUAAAAUAUAUGGUGCUGUGUAACAAACUAACGGUUACAGUACUUGUGCUGUGUUUUUAUGCCUUGGCAAAAUGUACAUUUUUGUCCUUUUUGUGUACCCCCCCAAAAUAGCUUUUGUACUCUGAAUUGAUUGGAAUUAAAGGUUUGGUAAUAAACAACCUUGAGACAACUUAGAACAAACCUAUUAAUUAUUUGUUUUUGAAUGCUUACGUUGAUGGAAAAAGAAUGAAUAAAAGUGUCCCGAUUCUAAUUAA